AUCUAGCGAACAGUCGAUAUAACGCGUUGAAAUUUGCAUGAAGUGUGGUUAUUGUGGUUAAAUUGAUAAUCAUGAAGUUUACUUUGUACGCGUUAGUGCUUCUUGCUCUGAUUGGAUUAGUUUUCGCGAAACCCGCGGAAGAAGCAGAAGAAAAAAUCGAUUCUGCACCAAAGGAAACUGAAAAAAAAGUUGAGGAUAAACCUGCCAAUGCAGCCAAUGAUGCAACUGACAAAGAUGCCAAAGUGCGAAAACCUGAGGAUAAAGAGACUAAAGGGCAAAAACCUGAGGAAAAAAAUGAUAAAGCUGAAGCACCAAAACCCAACCUCGUGAGGGAUAUGGUAGCUUUUCCAGUUACUUUAUUGAGAGGCGGAGCGAAGUUGGCAGAAUCAGUAGUGGAUGGUUUCACCAAUGGCAUCAAAGGACAAAAGGGGGAAAAUGCUUAAGAGAAACAGAUCACCAGCAACAAAAAUGAACUCUACAGCAAAUCUUAAGUUUAUG
This is a messenger RNA of Pectinophora gossypiella (pink bollworm), 498 nucleotides long. RefSeq lists its product as uncharacterized. The record is from RefSeq and is a predicted model, not a curated record. The transcript has 8 exons. The coding region runs from base 72 to 443 and encodes 123 amino acids. NCBI's taxonomy places the organism in Eukaryota, Metazoa, Arthropoda, Insecta, Lepidoptera, Gelechiidae.